Molecule: messenger RNA, 2131 nt
Organism: Medicago truncatula (barrel medic)
Lineage: Eukaryota; Viridiplantae; Streptophyta; Magnoliopsida; Fabales; Fabaceae
Product: tRNA (adenine(58)-N(1))-methyltransferase non-catalytic subunit trm6
Exons: 13
Coding region: 356-1729 (457 amino acids)
Biological process (GO): tRNA methylation
Cellular component (GO): tRNA (m1A) methyltransferase complex; nucleus
Source: RefSeq, a predicted model, not a curated record
UUUUCCUUUGGGUUCAAUUAUGUUCAAUGUUCAAUUUAAUUAUAUUCGAUUCUGAGUUCGGUAUUAUGAAGAGAAAAAAAAAUAGUUAAUUUUGGGUGUAACUGAGAUUUUUGGGGUGUGGGUAAAAAAAAUAAAUUAAAAUUGUACCCUAGUUUGAGCCUUGAGGGUUUAUGGUCUCAUCAGAAUCUAUGAGCAAAUAUAACUGGCGGCGGUUAAGAAAGUGUAGUAGUGUAUGCUGAUUUGAUUUCAUCAUCAUUGUUUUUCAAUUUUGAAUCUCUCAGUGGUCACUCACUGCAAUCUCUAUCUAUCAUCUUAUUAUAUUGAGAAAAUAAUAUUGAAUUCAGGAUCGAGAAAAAUGUGUUCAAGUGAAAACAAUAAGAAAAGAGUGACAUGGGAAGGUUGCAGCGUCUUGCUUGAUAUCAACGAUGGUGAUCGUCUUGUUUUUGCUCGUCUUUCUCCUGCAGCGAAAUUGAAGAUUGGAAAUAAGAAUUGCUCACUGCAGCCACUGAUCGGUUGUCCAUUCGGUACUGUUUUUCAACUUGACACUUCUUCCGAUGGCGCUCCUUUUCUAUCUCCCUUUCAACCUAAAGGUAAUAUUAAUAACACUGAAGACAUAAAAGAUGGUCGAUUCCAAGCCGAGUCAAAAGAUGGUCCACUCACCGGUGAGUUGAGGGACAACCGGUCGUUGAUCGACAAUAAUACUGCGCAAAGCCUCACUGGUGAAGAUAUAGAAGACAUGCGAAGGCAAGGUGCUAAGGGUGAUGAAAUAAUUGAAGCUCUCAUUGCCAAUAGCGCAACAUUUGAUAAGAAAACUUCAUUCUCACAGGAGAAAUAUAGACUUAAGAAACAGAAGAAAUAUGCACCAAAAGUACUUAUAAGACGUCCUGUUGCUCGAAGUAUAUGUGAGGCUUAUUUCAUGAAGCAUCCAUUGAAAAUUGGAUUCUUGCGUGUGGACACAUUGUCCCUUCUACUUUCAAUGGCUAAUGUUUCUUCAAAUUCUGACAUUCUCGUUGUUGAUAUGGUUGGUGGCCUUCUUACUGGUGCUGUGGCAGAGCGUUUAGGAGGCACUGGUUUUGUAUGCAAUUCAUAUCUUGGAAAGGCACCAUCCAUGGAUAUUGUGAGGAUAUUUAAUUUAAGCGACGAAAUCUGCAAGAGAAUUGUAAGGUCUUCCAUUUCUGACUUGUUGUCACAAAAGGAAUCAUCUCAACAAAAUCCAAAACAUGAUGACGGCAGUGUGGAAAGCCAAUUAAAUAAUCAAAUGUGUGCAUCAGUCAGCAUGGAGGAAAUCUCUCAUUCGUCAGAAAAUGGAAUUUCUGAUCUUGGAGCUGACAAUGCUGAAAAUAUUGAGAGUUCCACAUUUCCUGCUCUAAGAGCCUGCAAAGCUAUAAAGGCUGGAGAAAAAGCAUCUCAAGAAAUCAUUGACUCGUGGAAGGAAAAUGGUUUUUCUAGCCUAAUUAUUGCUGCACCAGACUUGGAUACUUGGACAUUGAUUAAAGACCUCUUACCACUUUUAUCAAACUCUGCCCCAUUUGCUAUUUAUCACCAAUAUCUUCAGCCUCUAGCAACUUGCAUGCACAAUCUACAGCUUGAGAAAAUGGCCAUCGGAUUGCAAAUAACUGAGCCUUGGCUACGUGAAUACCAGGUACUUCCAUCAAGAACUCACCCAUGCAUGCAAAUGAGUGCAUUUGGGGGUUACAUUCUCAGUGGGACAAAGAUCUGCAGCAGCUGAUUCCAGCUCAACCAUCUCCCUUGAUUACAAAUUUUGUCGGCUUAAAGUAUGGCCAGUGUUCACUAGAUAUAUAUUUUACUGUUUUUUCUGCCCACAAGCCUUUUAACUACCUCGACGGUUUCACCUGGUGGGGAAUGGUUUGAACCAAGUCCUUCCAACCUCCUGAUACAAGGAUCGAAACCGGCGUUGAGGAAAGCCUGGAACAUGAAAUAACAAAGAAAAAAACCUUUUAACUACCUCAAUUUUUUUGCGGGCUGCAACAAGAUUUUUGUAGUUUAUAGCUUUUCUAUUUUAUUUCAUUUUUACCUGAAACUAAAUAAUAGUUACUGUCAUUUCUCAAAUCUUUUUGUUACUUGCUUUCAUUAAUCUCUAAUAGAAGAACGGUCACUGUUAUUGCUUAAA